AUGACCAUCUCCCACACCGGCCUCAAAGUCCCCGCGGCCCAGCACACCGCCAUCGUCGCCUGGUACGAAGCCGCCCUCGCCCCGCUCGGCUACACCAGGGCCAUGGACUUCCAGGACGGCCUGGUCGUCGGUUUCGCCGACGCUUCCGGCGCCAUCGACUGGUGGGUCACCUCGUCGGCGGCCGCGUCGUUCGGUGCCCCUGCUGCUGAGGGCGCGGCCGUGGAUGGGGCGGGGAUCUUGCCGACGCAUACUGCGUUUGCGGCGAAGGAUCGGGCGGGAGUUGAGGCUUUCCAUCAGGCGGCGGUUGCUGCCGGGGGGAAGUGCAAUGGUGUGCCGGGUGUGAGGGCGCAUUACGGACCGACCUAUUUUGCUACGUUUGUGCUGGAUCCGGUCGGGAACAACAUCGAGGCUCUUUGCUUUGCUGCGGCGUAA
This is a messenger RNA of Chaetomium globosum CBS 148.51, 432 nucleotides long. RefSeq lists its product as uncharacterized. The record is from RefSeq and is a predicted model, not a curated record. NCBI's taxonomy places the organism in Eukaryota, Fungi, Ascomycota, Sordariomycetes, Sordariales, Chaetomiaceae. Bases 1 to 432 code for a protein of 143 amino acids. The transcript has 2 exons.